UUCAUCCAGGGAGCUUUGGUGAAAUUACUGAAAGAUGCCUUCUGCCUUUGUUCGGAUAUCUUUUUAAAUAUUUACAAGUUGUCAUGUCAUCUCUGACUGGAAGAGGAGAGAAAUUUGCCGCCUCCUCGCUCUGGAGCCCAGAAGUGCAGCAUCACUGUGAGAAAGUCAGUUUUCCUGCAAAAGAGAAGCCAACCAAGGAGCGUCCCACUCCGGAGGGCUCCAGGAGCGACCCGAGGAUGUGCCAAAGAGCGCACGACGUCCCGUACAAGUCGCUGCCCGGAGCCGUGGGAGACCGCAUCAGGACGUCCUUCGGCGGCGGGACUUUGUGCAGGAGCUCCCAGUCGGUGAAUCCGGGCUUCGGGAGGUCUGAUGGGAAAGUUGCGUGCUGUGAGAAGUGCUCUGCGACCCUGGUAGCUCUGAAGAAACAGGCGCUGAGUCUGGCUGUUCACCAUCACUUCUCCUGCAAGGACUCAAGUGAUCUGUCAGCAUUUCUUCAUGACAACCUUCGUGUCCAUAGUCGGUCCAUUGCAGAGUCCAGGGAAAGAGACCGUGAACAGGGCGAGUGUGGAUCCUGCGGUACGAACCUGAACCAGCUCAAACAGGAAGCCGUCCACCUGGCUCUGAACAGGGGUCAGUCUUUAGCUAAGCCUCCUUUUGAAGCUGCUGCUUCACUGUGGGGACAAACUGAGACAAACUAUGGAGACAGGGCUUCCAGGGAGGCUCUGCACCAACCGCACAGUCAAACCUGUAGUCCUCACAGUCCCAGAAGCCCCAGGACGCCUCAAAGAACCCCCCAGACCCUCAGACGAAGGGGUCCCAAGCCCCUAAACCCCAACAUGGAUCGAUGGGUGGAGGAGCAACAGCAGCUGGUGUCCAGAGCUGAUGGUGUCACCACAUACCAUCAGGCUGCAGAUGAUGCCACUCUGAGCUGUGGUGAUGCCGGGACUGUGCAGACGAACUCAAAGAUCCCUCACAUCUCCAGAGUGGUCAACAUUGCCAACACUGCUGCUAUGUCCUUUCUGGCCAGGGCAGCUGAGAAGCUCAGCUUGACGCUGAGGAAGAAGGGCCAGGCUUCUGAUCCAGCUCCCUCUCACUUGUCCACCUGCUUCAGGGAGAUCAUCCAGAAAAACCCUCCACCCGUCCCCUCCUGCCUGCUUCAAGCUGCCACCAGAACCAAAGACUCACCCAGCGUUGGCAAGGUCAAAGUCGUGCUGAGGGUGAACCCAAUGCUGUCGCAGGGCCAAAGCCAACCACCUGUUCUCUGGAUCGACCUGUCCAAGAAGAGAGUCACCAUCAUGGAACCAGUCACCAGAAGCCAACCGUUCACCACCAUGACGCUGGGCAGGGACAGCAAGAGUCUCCUGAAGACCUUCAACUUCGACGCUGCCUAUUCCCAAGAGUCAAGCCAGGCCGAGGUGGGUGCCGGUGUCCUGGCUGACGUCAUCCGCUGUGUGCUGAGCGGCAGCGAUGGAUGCGUCCUGGGUCUGGGAUGUGCUGAUGUGGGCUCCUGGUCCAGCAUGGUGGGCAGCAGUGAGAACAUCCAGAAGCUCGGGCUCAUUCCUUGUGCCAUCUCCUGGCUGUACAGCGGCAUCGAGCGGCGCCGGGAGAAGACCUGGACCGACCUGACGGUGUCGGUGUCGGCCGUAGAGCUGUGCUGCGGGGAGGAGGACACGCUGAGGGACCUGCUGGGGGAGGUCGUCCCAUCAUCAGGCGGCAUCCAGGACAGCCCGAAGGCUCGGAUUAGACUCCAGGAGGACCCGGUCUACGGGGUGCAGCUACGGAACCACAACCGAGUGAAGGCCCCGACGGCUGAACGGGCAGCUUCCCUCCUGGAUGCAGCCAUCGCAGCCCGUCGACACAGCGAUUUUGUCACCUACUUGUCCCACAGCUCCAUAAUGUUCUUCACUCUUCACAUCCAGCCUCCUCGGACAGAAAGCAGCACCAUCGGGAAAGGUUCACGUGGCUCCACUAAGUUGACCAUGAUAGAUGUGUGCAGUGGAAUGAGAGGGAUUAACAAAAAUAAACCUCCUCAUGCUGAACUGGGUCCGAUAGUCGUGUCUCUCCUGAGUGGACAUAAAACCUCCUCCAGCAAGGCUGGUAAGUUGGCGAUGCUCCUUAGAGAGUCCUUGGGUCAUGCUAACUGUCACACCGCAGUGAUCGCUCAAGUCGCUGAUUCACUGGUAAACCUUCAAGAGACCUUCUCCACCAUCCAGCUGGCUUCUCGCAUUCGCAGGACGCAGAAGAGGACAAAGCAGUCCACAUCAUGUUCUCCAUACGGGAGGAGUUUGACCAAAGAAAAGAAAGGCCCUCCAUCUUUCUCCCUGCGGACUUUCCACUCCACCGAUGAGGUUGAUGUCGACAUGCGUCCUUUCCGCCUACGUGGGGAACUAGACGAACGCUCCAGCAGCGACCAGUCCUGUGACACAGUUAUCCAAAUAGACUGCGAUGGCUUGGUUAACUCUAAAGUAGCCCCAAGGCAGGUGCAGCCCGAGUUCGUGCCCAUCAUACCUUCACUGCAUCCUAACAAAGCCGACUUGGACGACCCAGAGUUCACCGCUCUGCUUCAGGAGCUGCUGAGAAUUCCUCAGCUGCAGGCAGAAAAGAAGACGGAGGAAACAGUUCAAGGGCAUCUUGAAGCUCUUAAAGCAGAGAGGAAGCAGCCAGAGAGGGACUGUCUGAAAUGCGACACAUUUGCUGAACUUCAGGAGCGUUUAGGUUGCAUUGAUGGAAGUGAGGUCAUGGAUGUACUCAAGUCUUCCUCUAAAAACGCUUCUCUUAAUAAUACCCCAACCAAAUCCCAGGUCCAGAAAGACUCAGGGAAACACGCAGAAGCAUCAGAAGCACCGCAGACGUUGUUGAAUCAGGGGUUAGGUUGCAGCCAGACCUCUGCAGGAGAAAAGCAAACGGAUGGUGCUUUCCCUGGAGACACUUUCCAGAGAGAGGACUCAGGUCUGUACGACUGUGAGGAGUGUGGUGCAACCAGCUCCAGCGAGGAACUGCUGAAUCAAACUCUCAGUCGUAACAUGACCUGUCGUACUGAGCCUCCUAAGACUGGAGCUCCUAAACCAGGUGAUGAGCUCUCCUCCAAGGGCUUUAAUGCAGAUGCUCAGGGCAGUCAGCCUUCAGGAAAACAAGGAAGUCCUGAAGCUGCUGAUUGGUUCAAACCGGACAAAAGGACCUCACCAGUUGGAAAGAGCACCCCCAUAUCUCCUUCCUCGUCCUGCUCGGCUUCAAACACUUUAACUAAAAGUGUUAUACUUGGAGAUGUGCUGCAUAAUCACCCCAAAGAGGACAUUAAGGAAAUGAAAGCCACGAUUACAGUGACUGUUCAACAGCCGCUGGGCCUAAAAGGUCAAGAUGAACUGGUCUUCUCUAUGGUGGAGGAGGUGACCAUUAGUGGAGCGUAUGACCGAGGGAGAACAGGCGGAAACAUUAUUUGUAUCAGGGAUGCUGCCCAGUCUCAGGCAAAUACUGAAGGCUCCGCUGGCUCUCAACCAAUCAGGAUAAUCAGCAACAUCAGCGAAGAAUCUGCUGCAGGUUCCUCUAACACAAACAAAAGCUCAGGUAUUCAGCCUGAAGCCACAAAGGCUGGCAAUGAAAAGCCCCAACAUCAGUACAGGAGGGAGAAAGGGUUCCUGCCUUCAUUUAUAAACCACAUGUUGAUCGACACGGAUGUGGAUUGUGGUUUGGACGGUGCCAAAGAAAAAGACAGUCGUCACGAAACUGAGCUCAAAAGAUAUAAUGUUAAAUGUCCAGAAAGUAGGAAGAUUCUUGAGAAUAAGAACGGGAACAACACUUGUUACUCAUCUAGCCGCCAGAUCUCUGACAACCCGACUAUCCUGGAAGAUCCGGGUUUCUGCAACAAAUCAGCAGAAAGCAAAAUGUUUGAAAAGAAACAGGUAGACAAGCAUCACCUUAGAGAUGGUGAGCCUGUUUGUUCCACUCAGAGGGUCUCGGAGGGGGGAGAAAUCGUUAGCAGAGAUGUUGGGAAUCCUCCCAGGAGAGCUGGCUUCUCACCUGGUUGCCAUGAAACCACCCUGGCUUCCUCUAAAACAGGCAGUUUACCUCGAGGCUGGCAACACACCAGCUGCCUGGACGGCCACCUCGGCUGUCACGUGGCAGACGACCGCAGAGACCCAAGGGGGGUGACAUCAUCCAGUCCUUGUAGCCCCGGGGUAACUCUGGAGAGGAGGCAGGGCAGACAGCACUCCCUCCAUAUGUCCUCUCCUCGGAAACACGGAGCCGAGUUUAAACAGGAAUCUAGCGUUGCUCUCAGAAAGGGUGGUGGGUCUUUGUAUGAGAUGUCAAGUCCAAAAAUGAAACACAAGAACACAAGUGGCAACGAGGACAGCGGCAGGCUUUUCAGCGCCAAACUGGAGCAGCUGGUUAGUCGGACUAAUUCACUGGGGAGAACCCCGAGGGACUUCCCAACUCUGCAGAGAGGCAGCAGCAACACUUCCAUGAGCUCUAAGGGGAGCUCCAAGGGAAGCGUCGAGGCUGGGGCCUGUAAGUCAGGCCAUAAAGGAAAUAAUGAGCGGGACUGUACCUUUCCUAGAGCCAGCAGGAGCCCCAGGAAGAAUCCUCGUUCAGACCAGAGUCACCACUUCUUCCCUUCUGAAAACCAUGCGGCUCAUUCCGGUCGGCAUUCCAAGCUCUCUGCUGUUGGGAAGCUUAAAAUGGCCGGCCCCAAAGUGCGCCGCCUGUCCGCCCCCAGCAUCAAGAACCUCAGCAUCUCCCACAAGAACCUGCAGCAGUCCAUCAACCGCAGCGCCAGCCUCUCCCCGGACAAUAAGUCGGUGAGCUUUGAGCGGACGUCCUCGUUUUUCUCCUCCUCCCCUCCCAGAUCUUAUCACUCCAUCAGCCGGACUCCGAGUCAGAGCUCCACGUGUUCGUCUACAAAAUCUGCCAUCCAGGGGUUCGUCAACGGUCGGAUUUCUGACCUUCUCAAAGACAAACCCUCCAGUCCGACAGCAGCGGCAGUACCGGACCAAACGACGGCGCUGCCCUCCCCGUACAGCCAGGUGACGGCGCCCCGCAUGCCGGACCACAUGAGCGGACACGCCAGCGACACGACCAGCGUGUUGAGCGGAGACCUGCCGCCGGCCAUGGGGAAGACAUCGCUGUAUUUUUCCAAUAGGAACAGUCUGGUGAGCAGCGGCUACGACAGCAUGGUGAGGGACAGCGAGGCCACGGGAAGCAGCGCCUCCGCCAGAGACUCGGUCAGCGACAGGAGCGGCUCCAUGCUCAGCAUAGCUCGCAGCAGCAGAUCAUCCCGGAGACGAGGAAACACAGGUACUCACCAGCGCCGUCUUUCCCAUGAUGCUCCUCCGACCCUGAAGCGCUCCACCAGCGGCCUGAGGUCCCGCUGGAUGGAUCGAGGAAUCCCAGAAGCCUACGAGAUCAAAGUCUAUGAGAUCGACAACAUGCAGAGGAUGCAGAAAAGAGCAGGUGCUGGCAAACAGGGGCCAACAUGCUUCAGUGCAAAGCUGAAGUUUCUGGAGCUUCGUCAGCAGAGGAUCUCAGAGGUUCGAUCCAAAUAUUCCAGCCUGAGGAGGGAGCUGGAGGAGGCCAAACACAACCUCAUGCUGCAGCCCGACAAGUGGAACCGAGAGUUCGACCUGUGGCAGACCUUCGAGGUGGAUUCUCUGGAGCACCUGGAGGCCCUUGAGGUGGUGACGUCUGGACUGGAGACCCGACUGAACAUCUGCAAGGCCAACGUCAUGAUGGUCACCUGCUUCGACGCCACGGCCAGGAGACGGCAGAAGAAGCGACGACGCAAAACGCCGGAGCAGAGAGCCAUGAAGAUGAAAAACUGUGAAAAUUAGGACCUCUUUUAAGACGGUUAUCAUUUAUUAUGUACACUGAUCAGCCACGAUCCUGAAACCACUGAGAAUGAGGUUAACGCUCUGGUAAAUCUGGAGUCGAUUUUAUUCACGGUAACAUUUUCUUUAGGGAUGUCCGAUAAUAUUGGCCCGACAUUGGCAUACAAAUGUAAUAUCUGUCAGUAUCGUCAGCGGAUUUUUUUGCCUAUCAUAAAAACCGAUAAAAUUCUUAUUUUUCUCAGACAAUGUUUCCAUCUGAAAGCCUUGUUGUAUCUGAGAAUGCAUCCAAUGGAGCAUCACAAUAAAAUGAGGCAUAAUGUGUUAAUUCCACCACAUCAGAUAUGUGAUGUUACCUAGAAUUAGUUAAAUAGCCCACAGAUAUCGGUAUCGGUUGAUAUCGGAAUCAGAAAUUGAGAGUUGAACAAUAUCGGCAUAUCGGUUAUCGCCAAAAAAGCCAAUAUCGGACAUCUCUAAUUUUCUUGGUAAAUUGAUUGGCUGUUUGGUAGAUAAAAUGUCAGAAAAUGGGGAAAAAUGUCCAAAAUUGGUGUUUCCCAAAGGUCAAAAUGGAAAUCUCAUGUCUUGUUGCAGAUUACUGUCAUGAAGAAUGGAAUACUCAAAUCCAAGGAGCUGGAAUCGGAAGAUCUAGACCGAUCAAUCAUAUAGUUGGUGACUGGACUAAUAAUUAAACUAAUAACGGAUUAAUAGUUGCUGCUGUGGACACCUUCUCUUGGCAACGAUCUCUUCCACUAAACUGCAAAAAACUGCUCAAGAACGACUCAGGGAACACGACCAAGAGCUCAAAGUGCUGACUCAAUCUGUUGGAACAUACAGGAAGUAGUCUGAUCCACGGGACCCAAAGGAUCCACUGCUAGCCCCAAAUCCACUGCGGGUCCCACACAAUAACAUGUAGCUGGUUUUAAUAUUGUGUCUGAUCACUUUUAGGAUGAAAGAUUCAAAAAAAUGUGUCUGUAUUUUUCACACUUUCACUUUAUGCACACCUUAUGUUCAAUGUGCCACACUGUCUCUGAUCCCUUUAAACCAGGAGAGUCAAACUGAUCUUAGUCCAGGUUCCACAUUCAUCCCAGUCUGAUCUCCAGUGAACUGGACCAGUAAAACCACAGCAGAAUAACCUAGAAAUAACCACAACUCCUAAUGGUUCCUUUGGUUUAGUGCAAAAAUGUUCACAUUUAAGGAAUUAAAAUUCUUUACAAAACAUUAUAAACAAGCUGAAAUUUCUUUAAAAAAAUAAGUUCAGUUUCAUCAACAUUCAGCCUCAGUUUAUCAUUUCCACAUUACAACUUCCAGAUCACAGAGUGUUGACAAAGAAACACAACAUUUAGUCAUCUGGAACUGAAUCAUAUAGGAUUUUACUGUAUGAUCAAAACAACACGUCAGACAAAAAAACAACAAAAAAACUAAAACAAGACGAAAUAUUACAAAAAUGAGACACACAACAUGAACUAAAACAAAAAAGAGACAAAAAAAUUAGACAAAAAAGUUACAAAAUGUCAAAAAAAUAUACAAAUGACUAAAAGGAGACAAAAAAUGACAAAAGCGUGAAACAAAACAAGGAAUAAAGCAGAACACAAAAUGACAAAAAUAAGACAAAAAACACAAGCGAGACAAAAAGGAAACACAACAACAAAAAGAUGAGACAAACAACAAAAGUCAGACAAAAAAAGACAAAAUAUUACAAAAACGAGACACAAAACGACAACAGAACAAUGAACAAUCCAGUAUUUUACUUUAUGAUCCAAACAACUUGUCAUGGUCUAGAAAUGAUUUUAAAUUUAUAGUUUUACUAAUUUACAAUCUGCAGUUAAUGUCUUCUCUGGAAUUUUUACACUUUGAGGGCCGGAUUGGACCCUCUGGAGGACCACUUUUGGCCCACGGGCCGCAUGUUGGACACCUCUGAUCUAAAACUAACAGAACCAGUACUGUUACCUUCCUGUUAAACAACCUGCUGUAUGUCAUAAACGUCAUCAUUUACUGGAAGCUGAUGAACCAACAGACUCCUGGUUCUUCCUUUGGGUUAAAUCCUGUACAGAAUAAACACUGGAUGUGGGAUUUCACUACAACAGAUGUUUGUAAAAAUCUGUGCAGGGCUACAACAUGAAGCACUUUUGUAAAUGUGUUCAUAAUUCUACGUCACUCCGUCUUUACGCUGGAAACUUGAUGCAUUCAUCACCUACAUUAGGACACCAUUCACGACAAACUUUUACAUUUAAUGUGACGUUUGUGUUCUUUUGGUUGCUUAUAUUUUGAUAUUUCUGUCAGCCAACAUUCUGCACUUUGUGGUUUGUUUGUAGUGAAGCUUCUUAGACUGAUGGAGUCGUCUCUGACAGGAGGUUUGACCGUCACAGUUGUUCUCCUGCCACCUCUGAUGCCAUGUUGUAAAUAGAUUUUGGUACUGAAACUAUUCCAGUUGUGUAUCUGAAACCUUUAAUGGGUUGAUCUGAAGGAUGCUGUUUGGUGAAGAAGCAGGAUUGUGAAUCUUUUCUUCCUCGGAGGAGGACUGAUAAACUGACUGUUAAAACACAUUAGUGCAGAAUAAAAAAUGUUGAUUCCA
Molecule: messenger RNA, 8391 nt
Organism: Amphiprion ocellaris (clown anemonefish)
Lineage: Eukaryota; Metazoa; Chordata; Actinopteri; Pomacentridae
Gene: kif26bb
Product: kinesin family member 26Bb
Exons: 15
Coding region: 84-5825 (1913 amino acids)
Biological process (GO): microtubule-based movement
Molecular function (GO): ATP binding; microtubule binding; microtubule motor activity
Source: RefSeq, a predicted model, not a curated record